Messenger RNA from Cottoperca gobio, 4337 nucleotides. RefSeq names its product myosin IF (gene myo1f). NCBI's taxonomy places the organism in Eukaryota, Metazoa, Chordata, Actinopteri, Perciformes, Bovichtidae. Gene Ontology annotation, biological process: endocytosis; actin filament organization. Gene Ontology annotation, cellular component: cytoplasm; actin cytoskeleton; plasma membrane. The record is from RefSeq and is a predicted model, not a curated record. The transcript has 29 exons. The coding region runs from base 260 to 3520 and encodes 1086 amino acids. Gene Ontology annotation, molecular function: actin filament binding; microfilament motor activity; ATP binding.
GUUGAUGCCAUCAACACUCGUCUGCUGCUGGCGAGAUGAAUUGGAUUGACUAAUUGUGCAGUUUAACCUUCAGAUCUGCUGACACGGUCGCUGGCUGCUGUUGGCUCUGACCGUCUGACUGCCGUGUGAUGGCUGCAGUCUGAGGAGGUCACCCUUUGGAUUUUAACGACACACACACACACACACACACACACACACAUAAACACACACUCUCUCUGGACGGUGGACACCUGAGAAGGAGAGGAGGCCCGCUGGAACAAUGGCGAAGUAUCACUGGCAGAGUCAAAAUGUGAAGCAAAGCGGAGUGGACGACAUGGUCCUGCUGUCCAAAAUCACUGAGGACGCCAUUGUGGACAACCUCAAGAAAAGAUACCUGGACGAUUACAUCUUUACAUACAUCGGCCCUGUGUUGAUAUCAGUCAACCCGUUCAAACAGAUGCCCUACUUCACUGACAGAGAGGUCGAACUUUACCAAGGAGCUGCCCAAUAUGAAAAUCCCCCCCACGUCUACGCCUUGUCUGAUAACGUGUACAGAAACAUGAUGAUUGAUGCAGAGAAUCAGUGUGUCAUCAUCAGUGGUGAGAGCGGUGCUGGGAAGACCGUGGCUGCCAAAUACAUCAUGGGUUACAUUUCCAAAGUAUCUGGAGGAGGAUCGAAAGUUCAGCAUGUAAAAGACAUCAUCCUACAGUCAAAUCCUCUGCUGGAAGCUUUUGGUAACGCCAAGACCGUCCGCAACAACAACUCCAGUCGUUUUGGGAAAUACUUUGAGAUUCAGUUCAGCAGAGGAGGAGAGCCAGACGGCGGCAAAAUCUCAAAUUUCCUGCUUGAGAAGUCCAGGGUGGUGAGCCAAAAUGAGAACGAGAGGAACUUCCACAUUUACUAUCAGAUGAUAGAGGGCGCCAACGCUCAGCAGAAAGAGGGCCUGGGUAUCAUGACCCCAGACUACUACUGCUACCUCAACCAGUCUGGGACCUACAAGGUGGAUGGGACCAACGACAGCAAAGACUUCCAAGAGACUAUGGAAGCCAUGCAGGUGAUUGGGAUCCCGGGCGACAUCCAGACUCAGGUGCUGCAGAUCAUCGCAGGCAUCCUCCACCUGGGAAACAUCAGCUUCAUAGAGGCAGGCAACUAUGGGCAGGUGGAGAGCACGGACUUGCUUGCCUUCCCUGCCUAUCUCCUGGGCAUCGACCCCAGCCGUCUGCAGGACAAGCUGAUUAGCCGGAAGUGGGACGGGAAGGGUGAGUCCAUCAAAGUGACUCUGAACCAGGAGCAGGCCACCUACACGCGAGACGCCCUGGCCAAAGCCCUCUAUGCACGACUCUUUGACUACCUGGUGGAGGCCAUAAAUAAAGCCAUCCAAAAACCACAUGAAGAAUUCAGUAUCGGAGUACUGGACAUUUAUGGCUUUGAGAUAUUCCAGAGAAAUGGCUUUGAGCAGUUCUGUAUCAACUUUGUCAACGAGAAACUGCAACAGAUCUUUAUUGAACUGACUCUGAAGGCUGAGCAGGAAGAGUACGUUCAGGAAGGCAUCAAGUGGACUCCCAUCGAGUACUUCAACAACAAGAUUGUGUGCGACCUCAUUGAAAAUAAAGUGAACCCUCCUGGCGUAAUGAGCGUACUGGAUGACGUGUGCGCCACCAUGCAUGCCAAAGGAGAGGGUGCAGACAGCACUCUGCUGCAGAAACUGCAGGCCGCCGUGGGAACGCAUGAACAUUUCAACAGCUGGAACUACGGCUUCGUUAUACAUCACUACGCUGGCAAGGUGUCAUACGAUAUCAAGGGCUUCUGUGAGAGAAACCGGGAUGUGCUCUUCCCUGACCUCAUUGAGCUCAUGCAAAGCAGCGAAUAUAACUUCAUCCAUAGCUUGUUCCCUGAAAAACUCAACACAGAUAAGAAAAGCAGGCCGACCACAGCCAGCUCAAAGAUCAAGAAACAAGCUAAUGAUUUGGUCAAGACAUUGAUGAAAUGUACUCCGCACUAUAUCCGCUGCAUCAAACCUAAUGAGACAAAAAGGCCGAAAGACUGGGAGGAGAGCAGGGCGAGGCAUCAGGUUGAAUAUCUAGGACUGCGGGAAAACAUUCGUGUAAGAAGGGCUGGAUUUGCGUACCGCAGAGCCUUCAAUAAGUUUAUGAUGAGGUAUGCCAUUCUGACCGCUGAGACGUGGCCAAGUUGGAGGGGUCCGGAGCAGCAGGGGGUCCUUCACCUCCUCCGCUCCGUCAACAUGGAUAGCGACCAGUACCAGAUGGGACGCACUAAGAUCUUCGUAAAGAACCCUGAAUCGCUUUUUCUGCUGGAGGAGAUGAGGGAGAGGAAGUUCGACACUUUUGCCAGGAUCAUUCAGAAAUCCUGGAGACGAUACAUUGCAAGGAAGAAGUAUGAACAGAUGAGAGAGGAGGCAUCAGACAUCCUGUACAACUCGAAGGAGCGGAGGAAGAACAGCAUCAACAGAAACUUUGUGGGAGACUACCUCGGCCUGGAGCAGAAGCCUGAGCUGCGACAGUUCCUGUCCAAGAGGGAGCGUAUCGACUUCGCUGAUUCUGUCAACAAGUUUGAUCGCAGGUUCAAGUCUAUCAAGAGAGACUUGAUCUUGACCCCCAAGGGCAUCUAUCUGAUUGGUCGAGAGAAGGUGAAGAAAGGGCCUGAGAAGGGCCAGAUAAAGGAGGUGCUGAAACGUAAACUGGAGUUUGGAAGCAUCAGCGGCAUCUCUCUCAGUACGAGACAGGAUGACUUCUUCAUCCUACAUGAGGCCCAGUACGACAGUCUGUUGGAGUCCACAUUCAAGACAGAGUUCCUCAGCCUGCUGUUGAAGCGCUACGAGGACGUGACCAAGAGAAAACUGACGAUCUCCUUCACUGACAGAUUGGAGUUCAGAGUGAAGAAGGAGGGCUGGGGUGGAGGAGGCUCCAGGAUGGUCGUGUUUCAGAGAGGGCAAGGGGACCUGGCUCAGAUCAAACCUGGAGGGAAGACCCUCACCAUCACAGUAGGGGACGGUCUGCCCAAGUCUUCCAAGCCAAGCAGGAAGAGUGCUCCACAGUCUCGUGGGGGUGGAGGGAGAAAUAAUGUUGGCAGCAGAGCUCACCAGAAUGGAGCAGCCAAGUUUUCCAGAGCCCCUCACAACCAAUCAUCAGACAUCAUGCAUUCCUCCCCGCAGAAACAUGUCCGGCCACCAAGCACGGCCCCGCCCAAACUGGGCUCCCAGAGGGCCCCCCGAGUGCCAUCCUCCAAUCAGCACAACCAAGGGAACUUGGACUUCCUCAACGUACCUGACCAGGGCAUGUCAGGGAAGCAGAGGCGAAGGAGCGUCAGCCAGCGACCUCCUCCAGCUCCUAAACCACAGCCGCGGCCCCAGGGGCCCCGCUGCCGGGCGAUAUAUCAGUACAUCGGCCAGGACACGGACGAGAUCACCUUUGACGUCAAGGACGUGUUCGACCUCGUCAAAGAAGAUCCAUCAGGCUGGUGGACAGGCAGGAUUAACGGAAAGGAAGGUCUCUUCCCUGGUAACUAUGUGGAAAAGAUCUGAACAGGACCUGUGGAUUUUGUCUGUUGAGAAAUAUGUGUAUUUUGUUGAAAGCAUCACAUACUGUUUGCUACUUCCUGGUUGUAUGUUAGAUCUUCAUCCAUAAUGGAAGCUGUUUAAGGGUGGACCUGGCUGACAUUUGAGCCACAAUUAACUUGUUUGGCACAGUGCUGUACGAGCAGAGCACAUCGCUGUUAUGGUCACGAUUGUUAAAAAACGAUCCUCUGCAAAGAGCUGCUCAGGUUUUAUCUCUAGUUGUUCUGAAAGACCUGUUGCAACAAGAUCUUUGACUUCACCUGCACUCCCACAACAACUUUCUUUGAGUUGUUACUUCCCUGAAAAUGACUCAAAGUUAAAGUUACAGGAAAGUGACCUGAAAAUACUGCAUUGCUUUCUGGUGUCUACAGUGUUUAUAUUCCCACUCAAGCUUUUUUGUCAGAGCAACGUCCAAUACUGCUCAGUAUUCGUGAUCAAGACAGCAGAACAAAAUCAAGUAAUAUUAGAUAUUUGAAAAUGCAACUUGACUGUUAUGUCUAAAUAAACAACAAGCUGUCUUCAGAUCAAUCCAACACAUUGACAGAGACAAUACUUUUGAUCUCACCUUUUUUAUGAUUAUUACUAAUAUUGUUGUUGGUAUUUACUCAUAUCUUUUUUCACCUCAAUAAAAGACAAGAAAUAUAUUUUCAUAUUUUUACCUCAAAGACUUUGCUUUUUUUGCUUUCUUUUUUUAUUUGUGGUUGAUUUUGUAAAAUAAUGUAAUUCCCUCACAGUCAAUCAAUGUCUGUUUUUGUAUGGAAAAAUAAAGAGUUUUAACACUGAA